GUCCGCCGCGGCGCUCCGUACACGAGCACAGACCGAAUGAACGGAAUCAGCGGCUGUCUGCGGCGCUGCUCGGUAAUCAACCGCACCGUGGCUCCGUCGUCGGCUCGAGCUCGUUUAUUAUAUUGAGGGCUGAGUCUGUGGCAUGUCCACCCCCGAGCCCCCGUUAGGAGGCACGCCCUGCCCGGGGCCCUCGCCUGGUCCGGGCCCGUCUCCAGGGGCCAUGCUGGGGUCCGGACUGUCCCCUGGAUCCUCACACAACAUGAUGGGCCCCAGUCCCGGACCAGCCACUUCCACAGGACUCUCCUUUCCUCCGCAAGCGUCUGCGGGAUACAGCCAGGAGAGUCUGCACCAGAUGCACAAGCCGGUGGAGGAGAACCUUUCAGAAGACGCUCGCUUCACUCAGAUGAAGGUGGUUCCGAUGAGGAUGACCCGUCCAGGGAGCCCGAUGGACCAGCACUCGCAAGGAUUCCCGUCUCCGCUGGGCUCUUCAGAGCUCGUGUCCAGUCCCGUGUCCGGUCCUCUCCUGUCCACCUCCGGCUCUAGCUCUGCCUCGCUGGACGGUGUGGACAGCCAGAGCCUCCCGCAGCAGAACCGUCUGGGAAGCCAAAGCACGGCCCCAGGCCCCAGCGGCCCCAGCGCUCCGACGCCCUUCAACCAGAGCCAGCUGCACCAGCUGCGGGCGCAGAUCAUGGCAUAUAUGGCAUAUAAGCGCGGGCAGCCGCUCCCAGAACACCUGCAGAUGGCGGUGCAGGGCAAGCGGCCCAUGCCAGGGAUGCCCCAGGGACCGUCUCUGACCAGCCUGCCCCCCGGCGGAGCGAGCGCCGGCUUCAGCCGAGGACAUGGGAUGGUGGGACCCAACAUGCCUCCUCCUGGACCUUCUGGAGUCCCAGCUGGUGUUCAGGGCCAGAACCACAACGGGCCCCCGAAACCGUGGCCUGAAGGUCCUCUGGUCAAUGCGGCGACCCCCUCGAACGCUCCUCAGAAGCUGAUGCCGCUGCAGCCCACCGGACGCCCCUCUCCUGCACCCCUGUCUGUGCCACCGGCCGCUUCUCCGGUCAUGCCACCGCAGACCCAGUCUCCAGCACACCUGGGCCACUCGUCUCAGCCCGCCACCAUGGUGCCGCUGCACCAGAAGCAGAACCGCAUCACGCCGGUUCAGAAGCCCUGCGGUCUGGACCCGGUGGAGAUCAUGCAGGAGAGAGAGUACAGGCUGGAAGCUCGUAUCACUCACCGUAUUCAGGAGCUGGAGAAUCUUCCAGGGUCUCUGCCUGGAGAUCUGCGCACCAAAGCCACAAUUGAGCUCAAAGCGCUCCGACUGCUCAACUUCCAGAGACAGCUGCGUCAGGAGGUGGUGGUUUGCAUGAGACGCGACACGGCCUUAGAAACCUCACUGGACUCAAAGGGCUACAAGCGCAACAAGAGACAGUCGUUACGUGAAGCACGAAUCACAGAGAAACUAGAGAAACAGCAGAAGAUCGAACAGGAACGCAAACGCAGGCAGAAACACCAGGAAUAUCUCAACAGCAUCCUGCAGCACGCCAAAGACUUCAAGGAGUACCAUCGGUCCAUCACAGCGAAGAUCCAGAAACUGACCAAAGCUGUGGCCACAUACCACGCCAACACCGAGCGCGAGCAGAAGAAAGAGAACGAGCGCAUCGAGAAAGAGCGAAUGAGACGCCUGAUGGCUGAGGAUGAGGAGGGUUACCGGAAGCUCAUUGACCAGAAGAAGGACAAGCGUCUGGCGUAUCUGCUGCAGCAGACGGAUGAGUAUGUGGCUAAUCUGACGGAGCUGGUCCGCGCUCAUAAAGCUGUGCAGGCCCUGAAGGAGAAGAAGAAGAAGAAGAGGAAGAAGAAGAAGCUGGAGAACGCGGAGGGCCAGACGGGGGCUCUGGGGCCCGAUGGAGAGCCCCUGGAUGAGACGAGUCAGAUGAGUGAUCUUCCAGUGAAGGUGAUCCAUGUGGACAGUGGGAAGAUUCUGACCGGAGUGGACGCUCCUAAAGCUGGACAGCUGGACACGUGGCUGGAGAUGAACCCUGGUUACGAGGUCGCUCCGCGCUCGGACAGCAGGAUCAAGGGUCUGGAGUGGCUGGUGUCUCUCUAUAACAACAAUCUGAACGGGAUCCUGGCGGAUGAGAUGGGUUUGGGCAAAACCAUCCAAACCAUCGCUCUCAUCACGUACCUGAUGGAGAACAAGCGUCUGAACGGACCCUACGUCAUCAUCGUACCGCUCUCGACUCUGUCUAACUGGGUCUAUGAGUUUGAUAAGUGGGCGCCGUCUGUCGUCAAAGUCUCGUAUAAGGGAUCUCCUGCUGCUAGAAGAGCCUUCCUCCCACAGCUGCGCAGCGGCAAGUUCAACGUGCUGAUCACUACAUACGAAUACAUCAUCAAAGACAAGCAUGUGCUGGCCAAGAUUCGCUGGAAGUACAUGAUCGUGGACGAAGGCCAUCGCAUGAAGAACCAUCACUGUAAGCUGACGCAGGUGUUGAACACGCAUUACCUGGCUCCGCGGCGUGUGCUUCUGACCGGGACGCCGCUGCAGAACAAGCUGCCCGAGCUCUGGGCGCUGCUCAACUUCCUGCUUCCCACCAUCUUCAAGAGCUGCAGCACGUUUGAGCAGUGGUUCAAUGCUCCCUUCGCCAUGACCGGAGAGAAGAUCAAGGGUCUGGAGUGGCUGGUGUCUCUCUAUAACAACAAUCUGAACGGGAUCCUGGCGGAUGAGAUGGGUUUGGGCAAAACCAUCCAAACCAUCGCUCUCAUCACGUACCUGAUGGAGAACAAGCGUCUGAACGGACCCUACGUCAUCAUCGUACCGCUCUCGACUCUGUCUAACUGGGUCUAUGAGUUUGAUAAGUGGGCGCCGUCUGUCGUCAAAGUCUCGUAUAAGGGAUCUCCUGCUGCUAGAAGAGCCUUCAUCCCACAGCUGCGCAGUGGCAAGUUCAACGUGCUGAUCACUACAUACGAAUACAUCAUCAAAGACAAGCAUGUGCUGGCCAAGAUUCGCUGGAAGUACAUGAUCGUGGACGAAGGCCAUCGCAUGAAGAACCAUCACUGUAAGCUGACGCAGGUGUUGAACACGCAUUACCUGGCUCCGCGGCGUGUGCUUCUGACCGGGACGCCGCUGCAGAACAAGCUGCCCGAGCUCUGGGCGCUGCUCAACUUCCUGCUGCCCACCAUCUUCAAGAGCUGCAGCACGUUUGAGCAGUGGUUCAAUGCUCCCUUCGCCAUGACCGGAGAGAAGGUGGAUCUGAACGAGGAGGAGACCAUCCUGAUCAUCCGCCGCCUGCACAAGGUGCUCCGCCCCUUCCUGUUGCGCCGGCUGAAGAAGGAAGUGGAGGCGCAGCUGCCUGAGAAGGUGGAGUACGUGAUCAAGUGUGACAUGUCUGCGCUGCAGAGGGUCCUGUACCGACACAUGCAGGCCAAAGGAGUGCUGCUGACCGACGGCUCAGAGAAGGACAAGAAGGGUAAAGGCGGCACUAAGACUCUGAUGAACACCAUCAUGCAGCUGAGGAAGAUCUGUAAUCAUCCGUACAUGUUCCAGCAGAUCGAGGAGUCGUUUUCUGAGCAUCUGGGUUUCUCAGGAGGAAUCGUUCAGGGGCUUGAUUUAUUCCGCGCCUCGGGAAAGUUUGAGGUGCUGGAUCGUAUUUUGCCCAAAUUACGAGUGUCCAAUCACAAAGUGCUGCUCUUCUGCCAAAUGACCACUCUGAUGACCAUAAUGGAGGAUUAUUUCGCUUACCGCAGCUUUAAAUACCUGCGUCUGGACGGCACGACUAAAGCAGAGGAUCGUGGGAUGCUGCUGAAGACCUUCAAUGAUCCGGCCUCUCAGUGCUUCAUAUUCCUGCUGAGCACCAGAGCGGGUGGACUGGGCCUCAAUCUGCAGAGCGCAGACACCGUCAUCAUAUUUGACAGCGACUGGAACCCUCAUCAGGACCUCCAGGCGCAGGAUCGAGCGCACCGCAUCGGACAGCAGAACGAGGUGAGGGUUCUGCGGCUCUGUACCGUCAACAGCGUCGAGGAGAAGAUCCUGGCGGCCGCUAAAUACAAGCUGAAUGUGGACCAGAAGGUGAUCCAGGCCGGCAUGUUCGACCAGAAGUCGUCGAGUCACGAGCGCCGAGUGUUUCUGCAGGCCAUUCUGGAGCACGAGGAGCAGGACGAGGAAGAGGACGAGGUGCCGGACGAUGAGACCGUAGAUCAGAUGAUCGCCAGGAGUGAGGACGAGUUUGACCAGUUCAUGCGCAUGGAUCUGGAUCGCCGCCGCGAGGAAGCACGCAAUCCGAAGCGAAAGCCUCGUCUCAUGGAGGAGGACGAGCUGCCCACCUGGAUCAUGAAAGACGACGCCGAGGUGGAAAGACUCACCUGUGAGGAAGAAGAGGAGAAGAUGUUCGGCCGCGGCUCCCGUCAGAGGAAGGAGGUGGAUUACAGCGAUUCGCUCACAGAGAAACAGUGGCUGAAGGCGAUCGAGGACGGGACCCUGGAUGAGAUCGAGGAGGAGGUGCGCCACAAGAAAACGUCUCGUAAGAGGAGGCGCGAUCGGGAUCCGGACGCCAUCCCGUCCACUUCAGGCGUUCGCGGGGGACGAGAGAGAGACGACGACGGCAAAAGACAGAAAAAACGAGGUCGCCCGCCGUCCGAGAAGCUUUCGCCAAACCCUCCGCCGCUCACCAAGAAGAUGAAGAAGAUUGUGGACGCUGUUAUUAAAUAUAAGGAGAAUAACGGCCGUCAGCUGAGCGAGGUGUUCAUCCAGCUGCCGUCACGCAAGGAGCUGCCCGAGUACUACGAGCUGAUCCGCAAACCUGUGGACUUCAGGAAGAUCAAGGAGCGCAUCCGGAGCCAUCGAUACCGCAGCCUUAACGAUCUGGAGCGAGACGUGAUGCUGCUGUGCCAAAACGCUCAGACCUUCAACCUGGAGGGAUCACUGAUCUAUGAGGACUCUAUCGUGCUGCAGUCGGUGUUCACCAGCCUGCGUCAGAAGAUCGAGAGAGAGGAGGAGAGUGACGGAGAGGAGAGUGAGGAAGAUGAAGAGGACGAAGGCUCGGAUUCAGAGACUCGAUCCGUGAAGGUGAAGAUUAAACUGAGCCGUAAGGACAGAAGCACAGAGUGCGGCAGAGGACGCAGGAGAACUGCGAGAACACGAGCAAAACCUGUCGUUAGUGACGACGACACAGAUGAGGAGCAGGAGGAGGUGACAAAC
This is a messenger RNA of Sinocyclocheilus anshuiensis, 5188 nucleotides long. Its product is annotated as transcription activator BRG1-like. Lineage: Eukaryota; Metazoa; Chordata; Actinopteri; Cypriniformes; Cyprinidae. The transcript has 34 exons. The record is from RefSeq and is a predicted model, not a curated record. Gene Ontology annotation, cellular component: nucleus. Gene Ontology annotation, molecular function: ATP binding; histone binding. The annotation marks the transcript as partial. Gene Ontology annotation, biological process: regulation of DNA-templated transcription.